AUGCCGUGGACCAGAUCAACGACUAUGAUACCUAUUGAAGUACCGCCUCACUACACUUCUCAGUUUGGUAAGGAUCGCGAUGAACAAACCAAAUUGGAGAUGAAACACCGUCAAGAAGAAGACGAUCUAUACAGAAAAUUCUCUAAACACCGCGAAGAAGAGAACAGAAGAAUACGUGAAGAGAUACAGAAUGAAUGGGAAAGGGAACUCGAGAGACUGACUAGUCGCUUCCAACAAGAAAUGCAGGUGAAGAAGCGGCGUCCUGACGCAGAGUUAGGCGCCCUAACCCUGAGGCAUCAGCAGGAGAGAGCGGACUUGGAGAAGAACAUGACACUGAGAAGGGAUAAGAAGAAGGAAAGUCUGACAAGAAAAAUGUUGGAGCACGAACGGGCUGCAACCGCGGCACUAGUCGAGAAGCAAAGUCACGAAAUGAUGGAGUUGAUCCAAGAAAGACGGUCGGAGUAUAUGGCUGCAUCAUCUCUGUACCUUGACGGCGAGGAAGCGCCUCCGUACCCCUCCCGCGCACCCGCCCCGCAACCCCCUAUCGUGUCUAAGUUCCAUAUUUACACUGACCCAACGGAGUUCGCUGACGUGGACAAAAUAGCUAUUUCGGUAGCGCAAGAAGACCAAAAAACAUUCACGGAUUUAGUCCGGCAGCUCGUAGGCCGGUGCGCCACAGACGUGGAGAAAGCGCGGACUAUAUUCCGCUGGAUCACCGUAAAGAAUCUGAACAACAUACAGUUCGAUGACAACCUGCGUGGUGAUUCACCACUCGGCCUCCUCAGAGGCAUCAAGCACGGCACCGAGAGUUACCACGUACUGUUUAAAAGAUUGUGCAGCUACGCAGGCCUCCAUUGCGUCGUGAUUAAAGGGUACAGCAAAUCAGCUGGCUACCAGCCUGGAGUACGAUUUGAAGAUAAUCGGUUCAGGAACUCCUGGAAUGCGGUUUACGUGGCAGGCGCUUGGCGAUUUGUGCAAUGCAACUGGGGAGCCAGACACCUCGUCAAUGCCAAAGACGCGCCCAAACCUGGCAACAGGGGAAAGAGCGACAGUCUAAGGUACGAGUACGAUGACCACUAUUUCCUGACGGACCCGCGCGAGUUCAUUUACGAGUUCUUCCCGCUGCAGCCGGACUGGCAGCUGCUGAAGACGCCCAUCACGCUGCACGACUUCGAGGAGUUGCCCUUCGUGCGCUCCCUCUUCUUCAGAUACGGGCUGUACUUCAGCGAUCCCAAUACCAAAGCCGUCAUGUAUACUGACUCCACAGGUGCGGCGACUAUGCGUAUAGCCAUGCCGGCACACAUGCAGAGCUCCCUAAUAUUCCACUACAACCUCAAAUUCUACGACACGGAGGGCGAUGGAUUCGACGGCGUCAGCCUCAAGAGAUUCGUCAUGCAGUCAGUGGUAGGUAACGUGGUGUCGUUCCGUGUGCACGCGCCCUGCAGCGGCGCCUUCCUGCUGGAUAUCUUCGCCAACGCGGUGACGCCGCGCGAAUACCUCACCGGAGAGCCUAUGAAGUUCAAGAGUGUCUGCAAGUUCAAGAUCUGCUGCGCUGAACUGCAGACUGUGAUGGUGCCGCUGCCGGACUGCGCGAGCGGCGAAUGGGGUCCAACCAAAGCAACCAGACUCUUUGGUCUAGUACCCAUCACCCACCAGGAGGCAUUAGUGUUUGCCGGACGGGAACUUGAGAUUCAGUUCCGCAUGUCACGACCUCUCGCGGACUUCAUGGCGACACUUCAUAAGAACAGCGUAGACGAGAAACGCCUCUCGAAAUAUGUUCAACAGAAUGUGUCCGAUGACAUCGUCUCCUUCUACAUUACAUUCCCAGAAGAAGGUCAAUACGGUCUAGAUAUAUACACGAGAGAGCGGGGAGGUCCCACAGCGAUUCAUCAGAACGGCUCCACGGAAAAGGAAAAGCAUCUACUGACGCACUGUUGCAAAUACCUCAUCAAUAGCAGCAAAAGGAAUUGAGAGUACUUUAAAAAUCGAAAUCAGUGGCGACAUAAGGGAGACAGAAUAAUGCUAGCUGUCCCACUUCAAAAGAUGACAUAUAUUUCACGAAAGAUGAGUCGUGUAAUCGUGUAAAUGUUUGACAGAUAUGUACCACUCUUAAGCCUUAAUUACUUUAUUAGUGGACUCUUGGCAUUUCAUUCAGAUAAGUGCUACGUCAAAUGUUUCUUAAGGAUUAAUAAAAAAAAAAUAUCUUAUGGAUUUCCCAUGUUGCCUUUAAAUGAGUGACACAAGCUAAGUUUUUACUUCUAUUAUUAAUUUUGGGCGCCAACUUUAUACUGAGAUCAGAAAUAUAUUUAUGUAAAAGUACAGUAAGCACAUAAUUAAAUGCAAUGUAAUAUAUUUUAGUACGUUUAGAUUAAUAUAGAGAAGAUAAUUAUUUUUAUUUUAAGUGUCCAAUAAAAGGUGAUUCGAGAGCCACGUGAUAUUUCGCAGUCUUCCAACAAUACUGCCAAAUAGAAAAUCAACCUUAUAAUAUGUGUGCUUGUGGCGUGAUUCUGUUGUACUUUCAUAUUAAUUUCAGUGUAUUAUUUUUCACGUGAAACAUACCCAAAUGUAGAUAAACUAAGGUAUGCUAAGUUAAAUAAAAUCCGUCCGAUUAAGUUAAAAAAAAUAUUAUAUUUAUACUUAUAAUUAAUACAUUGUCAUUGUAAAUGAGAAACUGACAUAAUGAAUUUUUUUUUAUAAAUGCAUAAUUUUAAGUACGAGAGGUUGUGUAGAAGCAAUUAAAUUGCUAUUUUAUAUAAAUAUUUUGCUUUAUUUCGUUAUAAUUGUAUAAACUUUAAUUAUAGAUAUAAGCAAUACUGUAGCCUUUUUUAUAUAUUAUUGCAAAAUAUGUAAGGCUAAUGUAUUUAUGUAAACUGCAUCCAACUCAUUCUUAAUCAAAUGUAUACAACGCAACGUAUAAACAAUACAUUACGGGUGUAGACGAUUUAUUAUUAUUAUUAUUUUAUAUUCUCGGAAUAUAUUUUAAACAAAUCUAAAAAUAAAAUUAAUGUUAAAAUUUCCCGCUAAAACUCUAACCUCUGUUAUGGCGUCGAUGUGACGUCACAGCCCUCUAAAACUAACACAAACAAUAACAACAAACAUCGUUCUCUGUAUGUCAAUGUCAAAUUUAUGACACCUUUCUUAGAGACGUAACGAGCUGUUUGCAGUAACGUGACAACGAGUAUAAAAUUUAAGUGUUAAAAAAAAUAAUAUGUAUUUACUUUAGUUUACUGUCUACACCCGUAUUUAAAAUAACAAAAAUCCAGCAAAACUUGACCUGACGCUUCGUUGUGGCCUACACGAAUAAAUAUCGUGGUAAAUUAUGUAUAACCAAACUAGGUUUUUAAGGAAAUAGAUUAUUAUCGUCUUUCGUAUUUUCAUCCGUUAUAUCACACCUUUUAGGUCUAUAUUCGCGAUAAAAAGUACCCUGUCUUACAUAUAUACUGGCAGAAUUAAAGCCUGUAUUAGAUGCAGUCAAAAUAUUUGUAUAUUAUUCAUAAAGAAAUGUCUCAUACAUAAUACACGCACAAAAUGAAAUAUAGCAAUUUAUUAAUUUAAGAAAUAGAUAAUAAUGUAAUUAAAAUAGGGCAUUACUUUAAUUUAAAACUAUAGCGACACCACAAGCUAAUUAUCCAAACGUUGUCAAUCAAAUUUUUGCCAGCUUAUAAGACCAAAUGAGUUGAUUAAUCUUUUCGUUUCUCCAUUAAUAUGUACUCUUUAAUUAAAUUAAAUAAAAGUGAAAUAAAAAAUGUAUACAUCGUGAUCUGAUAACACUGCUAUAUUUUGUUCCUAGAUAUGAAAAAAUUGACUAACAAUAAGACCCAAAGUAUUAUGUGAGCAUUGUUAGUAAACGAUACAUUUCGCUCCAUCGAAACUCAAACUCCAUCAUUCCCACGGAGUAGACUAUUAUUUGUUCUUAACAAUUACAAUAGACUAUGUAUUUUUACAGAUAAACUAGAAUUCUUAUAAGAUGAGUUCGCUAAUCUAUUGAGAUAUUUAUCAUCGCACGAGGUUCUAAGUAUUGCUUGCACACUAGCAGCAUCUAGCGGCGACGCGAGUGAGAGAAAAUAGUCCCAAGUAGGUUGGUUACAUUUUGUUGUAUGGGAU
This is a messenger RNA of Diatraea saccharalis (sugarcane borer), 4104 nucleotides long. Lineage: Eukaryota; Metazoa; Arthropoda; Insecta; Lepidoptera; Crambidae. The record is from the annotation of a GenBank genome assembly.